AUGGCUCAAACUUUAUAUUUCAGCGUUCUUCUCAUCGCUCUCUGUUCAUUAUCUGAAUGCAUUCAGCGCCGCUAUCACCACAUAAACAUGAAGAAGACCUGGACUGAAGCUCAGAGAUACUGCAGAGAAAACUACACAGAUCUGGCCACAGUCAACAACAUCAAUGACAUGAAUCAACUGAUGAAGAGUGUGGAUAACAGUCUGCUGAUGAGCACUCAAGAUCUGUAUGUCUGGAUUGGACUGAAGAGAUUAAGUAACAACUCACUGGAGUGGUCAGAUGGGAGCGACUCUACAUUCACACACUGGAGGUCUGGUGAACCUAAUACUGCUGAACCUGAAGUUUGUACAGUAACCAUUGUGAACAAUCAGGGAGUAUGGAAUGAUGUAAAGUGCGAUGAGUCUUAUACCUUUGUGUGUCAAGAUAAUCUGAUAUUGAUCCAGAUGAAUCUGAGCUGGUCUGAAGCUCUGAGAUACUGCAGAGAGAAUCAUGUUGAUCUGGUUUCAGUUGAUUCAGAGGAGAUUCAGUUCAUGGUGACAGACGUGAUUGAUGAGUCCUCUACUGAUGCUGUGUGGAUGGGGUUACACCAUUACUGUCAAAUGAACCUCUGGAUCUGGAUACGAGGAGAGGCCGUGUGCUAUCAGAAUUGGGCUCAAGGGAACGAAACAUCAGUGGAUGACUGUGACCGUGAAGUGAAAUCUGGAGCAGUUCAGUCUGGAGGAGAUCAUCUCUGGAUCAGCCUUCCUCAAUCUCACAAACUCAACUUCAUCUGCAGCAGAAAAUAAUUAAAUAAUUUGUGUUUAUCACUUCUUUUUUAUUCUUUGUUCAUUUUCUGGUUUUCAU
Messenger RNA from Misgurnus anguillicaudatus (oriental weatherfish), 841 nucleotides. Lineage: Eukaryota; Metazoa; Chordata; Actinopteri; Cypriniformes; Cobitidae. The record is from RefSeq and is a predicted model, not a curated record.